AUGAGCGGUCUGAUUUUUCUGAACUUUCUUGUGAUUUCAUCUCUUAGUUUAGUUCUUGGCCAGCAACAGUGUACUAGGCACUAUGAUUUACAGCCUAAUCGAGUGAUUAAUAUAAGUAGUGCUAAUUAUCCUUUGGCUUUGCCAAGUGGCAGUAACUGUCGGUUUCGGUUGAAGGCACCCAGGAAUCAUGUAAUCCAUUUAAAUUGUCGCUUUGAAGUGUUCCCUGAUACCUGUGGCUCCGAAUUCCUGUUCAUCUCACGGGAUGGCGACCUGCAAUUCCGCGAUGGCGAACGAUACUGCCGAAUGGGUCAGAUUACCAGGAUCUCCAACUAUCAGACCAUGGCCUUUGCCUAUUAUUCAAGCAGUUCAAGCACUCAGCAAAGAUCCAGGCUCAACUGUCAGGCUGUGGCACGUCCUGCGCCCUGUGACUGUGGUUGGUCCUUGCCGGAUCGCAUUGCCAAUGGUGUGGAGGCUGCCAAACAUGAGUUUCCCUCAAUGGUGGGUCUGAGGGAUUUGACCUCAAAUUUACCCAUUUUUUGUGGAGGCAGCAUUGUGAGUGAUCGAUUUAUAGUAACUGCUGCCCAUUGUACCGCCCGGCAACCGGUGGCCAGUCGCCUUUUGGCGCUCGUCGGAGAGCAUGAUCUAAGCAGGGCCACCGAAUCCAUUUAUACCGCCCAGCAUCGCAUUCAGAGUAUUUUUAAUCAUCCUGGUUAUAGGGAAACUGCAAACGGAGUUAAUAUCAAUGACAUAGCCUUGCUGUACACAGUGACUCCCAUCGAGUGGUCCCGGGGAGUGGCACCUAUUUGUCUGCCAGUGCGACAAGCAGAUAGCAACUUUAACUAUCAAAACGUGGAUAUUAUGGGCUGGGGCACUUUGGGCUUUGCCGCCUCCAAGUCGAAUACUCUGCAAAAGGCCACUUUGUUGACCAUGGAUAAUGCCGUCUGCAGGACCCAGUUCAACUCCAGCAUCUCUCCCAAUCAUCUGUGCACCUAUGAUUCCCGGGGAAGGGGGCAGGACUCAUGUCAGUAUGAUUCCGGUGGUCCGGUGAUCUUAAGGCAACGCGAACGUAUGUUCCAGUUGGGAGUGAUCAGCUUUGGAAGGAUCUGCGGUCAACCCUUUGGAAUUGGGGUCAACACAAGGAUCACAUCGCAUCUGAACUGGAUGUGGCGAUAUGUGGGCGGAGGAGUAUGUGUGAGAUAG
Messenger RNA from Drosophila serrata, 1200 nucleotides. Its product is annotated as venom serine protease. Gene Ontology annotation, biological process: proteolysis. Lineage: Eukaryota; Metazoa; Arthropoda; Insecta; Diptera; Drosophilidae. Gene Ontology annotation, molecular function: serine-type endopeptidase activity. The record is from RefSeq and is a predicted model, not a curated record.